UAAUAAAUCAGCUCGGUAACAAGCGAACACAGGUUUUGAAAAUCUCUGCGUUUGUUCUCUUCUUCCUUCUUCCUUAUUUUUUUAUUCAUUUUCUGAUUAUUCUAGUCUCAGAAAUUCACAUUUUCAACUUCUUCGGCUCUUCGGGAAAAGGGGAAAAAAGAAUUUCUUCAGCUCAAUGCCUAUCUGAAGCUUUUAGAUUUCUCUCUGCAUCUUUCAAACUCAGCUUCUACUAAUCCUCUUCUCGGUUAAGGUUUCUUUAACUUAUGCAAGCUUUCAUGGACAGAAGGAACUGGAAAUUCAUCAGAUUUAGAGUUCUUCUUCUCUUUUUGCUCUACCAGAACUUUAUUUUCUGCUGGUCGCUCAACGAAGAAGGUUUAGCGUUAUUGAAGUUUAGAGAAAGAAUAGUGAGUGAUCCGUACGAGGCGUUGAAGAAUUGGAAGGAUGAGGAUGAAGUUGUUAAUCCGUGUUCUUGGUUUGGAGUUGAGUGCUCUGAUGGCAAAGUUGUCGAAUUGAACUUGAAAGAUCUUUAUCUUGGAGGAACACUAGCACCUGACAUCAGAAACCUUGUUCACAUAAAGUCUAUCAUUUUGCGCAACAAUUCUUUUACUGGCAUCAUUCCUGAAGGGAUUGGAGAGUUGAAGGAGUUGGAGGUGCUAGAUUUUGGAAAUAAUAACUUCAGUGGGCCACUUCCUCCUGACCUUGACAGCAGUCUCUCUUUGAAAAUCCUUCUCCUGGACAACAACAGGCUUCUCGGCAAUUUAUCACCUGAAAUUCAUCGACUAGAAACACAUUCUGAAUUUCAAGUAGAUGAAAACCAACUAGCUAGUGCAGCUAAAGGACCAUCUUACAAUGAAAGAUCUGCCUUACGGAAUGCUGUGCAAACUGAAAAUGCAAUUAACAAGCGACAGCUGCAAGUGGCCAAUGCCCCUCGAGUGAAUGAAUCACCAUAUUUAAGAAGUAGUUUCUCUGUUCCAGAAGCACCUUCUGAAUCUGGAAAGGCUCCACCUAGAUCUGUAGCCCCACCAUUUUCGCUUUUGCCUUCUCCCCCUGUAAAUAACUCCAUUCAAUCUCCUCCACCGGAACCAAAUCCGGCACCCUCUUCUCCCCCUGCAGUUGUUUCUCUUCCAAUUCCACUGGAACCAAAUCCCCCUUCUGCUUCACCUAAUGGUUCUGCUUCAAAUCCUCUUCUAGUUCCAACUCCUCCAUCCUCUAAUAAUCCUAGAAAACAUUCCUCAUCAAAAAAACAUGUUUCUAUAAUUGCUGGUGUCAUAGGGGGUGCUUUACUUGCCAUGUCCAUUGUCAUUUUAUAUGUGUAUAAAAUUAACAAGGCUACUGUCAAACCUUGGGCCACAGGAUUGAGUGGGCAACUUCAGAAAGCAUUUGUAACUGGUGUACCGAAGCUUAAAAGAUCUGAGCUUGAAGCAGGCUGUGAAGAUUUCAGUAAUGUAAUUGGUUCUUCACCAAUUGGUACACUGUACAAGGGAACAUUGUCCAGUGGCAUUGAAAUAGCUGUGGCCUCAGUUGCAGUAACAUCUUCCAAGGAUUGGCCUAAGCAUUUGGAAGUUCAAUUUAGGAAGAAGAUUGAGACAUUAUCAAAAGUGAAUCACAAGAAUUUUAUCAACCUUAUUGGAUAUUGUGAGGAGGAGGAGCCCUUCACAAGAAUGCUGGUUUUUGAAUAUGCUCCAAAUGGGACACUCUUUGAACAUUUACACAUUAAAGAAUCUGAACACCUGGACUGGCCAAUGCGGUUGAGGAUUGGAAUGGGCAUGGCUUGCUGCCUUGAACACAUGCACCAGCUGAACCCACCAGUAACCCACAACAAUCUGAAUUCAUCAGCCAUCUCUCUCACUGAAGAUUAUGCGGCCAAAAUUUCAGAUUUCAGUUUUUCAAAUGUGAUAACUGCAACUGAGAUGGAAUCAUUUGGCAAGAAUUUCUUAGAUACUCCAAUGGUACAUCCAGAAAGUAAUGUUUACAGUUUUGGUGUGGUAUUAUUUGAAAUGAUAACAGGAAGAAUACCUUACUCUGUGGAGAAUGGCUCACUCGAAAACUGGGCAUCAGACUAUUUGAGAGGAGAUCAACCCCUUAAAGACAUGGUUGAUCCGACGCUAGCCUCCUUCGAAGAGGAAAAGUUAGAAAGAAUUGGUGAACUGAUAAGAUCUUGUGCGCGCCCGGAUCCAUUGCAAAGACCAGCAAUGAGAGAAGUCACUGCAAGAUUAAGAGAGAUAACAGGAAUAACAGCAGACUCAGCAACCCCAAAACUUUCUCCUCUCUGGUGGGCAGAGCUUGAAAUUUUGUCACCAGAUGCAUGAUGCUAAAAUAUAAAAACCAGACUGUAAGCAAGAGCUCAAGUUCUCAUUGGCCAUUGGUUAUGGUUUGUGAAGCUGAAAGAGGCAGUUGCUGUAAGUUUAUAUCCUUGUAUCUAAGAGUUGCUUGUAUAUAACUUAGUGAGAAAAUGUGGUAAAUCAUUUCCAUUCUUUUCUUUUUUCCCCUAAAUAUUUUAUUUCUUUUUCUUAUGAAUUUGGGUGUGAAUUCAACACAAACACGUCUAUAUACAGAGUAAAUGGUCA
This is a messenger RNA of Manihot esculenta (cassava), 2567 nucleotides long. RefSeq names its product inactive receptor-like serine/threonine-protein kinase At2g40270. Bases 264 to 2309 code for a protein of 681 amino acids. The record is from RefSeq and is a predicted model, not a curated record. The transcript is spliced from 9 exons. Gene Ontology annotation, biological process: protein phosphorylation. Gene Ontology annotation, molecular function: protein binding; ATP binding; protein kinase activity. Lineage: Eukaryota; Viridiplantae; Streptophyta; Magnoliopsida; Malpighiales; Euphorbiaceae.